Penicillium chermesinum is the source of this 1623-nucleotide messenger RNA. RefSeq lists its product as uncharacterized. The record is from RefSeq and is a predicted model, not a curated record. NCBI's taxonomy places the organism in Eukaryota, Fungi, Ascomycota, Eurotiomycetes, Eurotiales, Aspergillaceae. Bases 1 to 1623 code for a protein of 540 amino acids. The transcript is spliced from 2 exons.
AUGGAUACCCAGUUUCCCUUCGCUUCUCGUGACGAACUCUGGAACAUAAUAGAGCAGUUGAAGGAGGUCCGGAUUGCUCAAGUCCAACAAUCAGAGCGCAUCGUGAGAUUGGAACGCCGCAAAGACGAGGAUGCAAGGCUGAAGAACGUUUGGGGUCCCCUGUCGCCUUUCCAGACCUCGGUAGUGGGCUCUGUCGCUCCAGACCCCGUCUUCUACUCCCCUCCCGACGCUUUCAAGGGCUUCGACCAGGGCCAACCGAAUGGGAUGGCUUCAUCCGGAAUUGGCCUUGACGGCGACGAGGAGCCACGGCGGGGAGCCUCACGGGCUAACAGCGUUCGUUUCGAUGAGAGUGCGAUACACGGAUACUAUGGCCAGGCCAGCCGUUCCAGUACCGACCUUCCGCUGCGGACUGGAAGUGGAAUGGGCGGUCUUCCCCUCUCUGAACGAUCAUUAUCCCAUCGGUCAGACGGUCGACUGAGCUCUUCCGGCCAGUCCCUCCACUCUGCGCGUACUAACAGCCUGAGACUUGAUACGACUAGUCGCCUGAUGGGUUCUUUCAGCGAUUCGCCCAUAACCCCUCCUCCUGGGCUAUUCUUACUUGGGCCGGUGCCUUGUAUCAUUCGCUGCUGGUUAACAGCGAAUUAUUCCAAUGAUACACUCCUCUACGCUGCAGUGUGCUCUGGCUCCUACGGUUCAAUCGUGGGUGAAUCCAUGAUCCGGAAGCUUGGACUGGAAGAUUCCAUUUUCGAAGAAGAGAAUCAACAAUUCAUUCGACUCCGCGUCUGGCUUCCUGAAGCGAGUGUUCAUCUUUCGUCCUCACAAAGCGGUAUCCCCGAGCAACAGCUCCCGACCUUGACCAUCCGGUUUAUGGUGCGCCAAUCUGAUGCGUCGGACGAGUCUAUCCAGAUCAUAAUGGGGAGCGACGUUCUUCGCUCACAUAACGCCGACAUUCUCUUAUCGAAAGACAAGAUCCUCAUGGUAGAUGAUGACCGAAAUCGCAUUUCUAUCCCCUUGGUACGCCCCGAAAGGGAUUCUGUCUUCAAAUCUCUUUCCACCGUCUCCAACGGAUCUCGCCACUCUUUGCAAUCGAGACCUGAGGUGGAAAAGGACAUUGUUGGCGUUAUUGGGCCGCCCAAGAAACCACACCAGUCGGCGUCUGGACCUGCUUCAGAACACGUGUCUACAGGUGAUGCAUUCGAGACCAAAAAGAAUAUCUUCCCUGAUGCCCCCACAACGACUAUUACGACUACCGAAUCGCCAUCUACUGUGAACGCCAGUGACGCCCAUUCCACGGCCUCUCAACCAGAAGCUGCCAGUGUCUGGGGCUCUUGGCGCCGAAGCUCUAAGCCGGAUCCAAAUACCAAUGCUAGCAAACCUGCUCCGAGCCGCACGAUGAAAGUUCUUCGGCCCACUAAGCCAUCUUCCCGUACUGCAUCUUCCACCUCCACACCAGUCACUCCUAGCGCAGAUCAAAAUGAUACCCAAAACGGCUCUUCAGGUGGUGUUCGCCGAUCAUCUGAUGAUAACUCUGCCACGUCCGCAGCAAACCCUGUCGGGGGCGCCUCGGCAUUUGGGUGGCUGACUUCUGUCUCGACCGCUCAAAAGGCUAUGGGCUCCAAAUGA